AUCUGGCAACUUUGGAAGGGACGCGGCCGCCAUCUUUGUUGUUGUUGUGCCGCCAUGGCGAUCAACCCGCGCAAGGACGGCGGCCCAAACGUCAAGUAUUACGAGUCCGCGGAGACCGUCUCGCAGUUCGAAAACGUCCGGACAUGGCUCACGAAGAACGCCAAGAAGCAUGUCCAGGCCGACCCACCCACCAACAAGAACCUGGCACAGCUGGUGGUCAUGCUGCUGCAGUUUAUGGAGGACAACUUUGGACCCAAGGCUCCUAGACCACCUAUGACCAAGCUGCCUAUGAAAUGUUUCUUAGACUUCAAGCCUGGAGGGGGUCUGUGUCAUAUCCUGAGCACUGUGUACAAAUUCAAGAGUGAUCAGGGAUGGCGCAGGUUUGAUUUUCAGUCUCCUUCACGCAAGGAUGCCAACAUUGAACUGUUUCGUGAGAUAGAGAAAAGUCUGUUAUCCAGCAAGUGUUGGACCAAGCCAUCAGUUUACAUCCAGAAUGAGGUGGACAAGGAGCUGAGAAAUGAGCUCAAGGACAUAGUCAAACGGCAUGAUGGAAAGAUUGUGGAUGAGGAGGAGGAAGCAACACACAUUGUAUAUGACGAACAGGAUCCCCUGGAUGAUGAGUUUGCACGCGCCGCGAUGCGUCGUGACCGCCAGACUCUGUUUCACUUUUAUUACAUGCCAGACUCUUAUGACUCCUGGGCUGCAGGGGUGGAACUGGACUAUGACCCUCCAGAGUCUCCCUUCUUUUUCGAUGGCCAGUGGAAGGUAUGUGCAAACUGGCUGCAAGACCUUGAAUCUUACAAUGAGUGGAUGAAUGAGGAGGACUAUGAGGUGGAUGACUCUGGCACCAAGAAGAAGCAUCGUGGCUGCCUCAGCGUGGAUGACACCAUGGGCCUCAGCGAUCCUGACAAGAAAAAGAAAGCCAAAAAGAGGCCGCGGUCACCCCCCUCGCCACGCACCAAGAGAAAAGGUGUUGUAUACUCCUCUCUACUUAGUUCCCGCAACACCACUAAUCCUGGGAAGCCUGUGAAGAAAAUAAAGGUCGAGGAAGAGGAAGAAGAUCUCACCCGGGACAUGGAAGACCCUGCCCCUGAGCCUGCCGUCACGGAGGUCACCACAGGCUCCAAAAUCCAGCCAAGCAAAGGUGGCAACUACAUGGACCUUGAUGAAGAGACCACAGAGAAGACAGAGAAGACAGAAGGCCCACCGGUGCCCGAGAGUGAGGACACAGCCACCGACCAGACACAUCACAUCAUUGUGCCGAGCUAUGCUGCUUGGUUUGACUACAAUGCGAUCCAUGCCAUUGAGAAGAGAGGUCUGCCAGAAUUUUUCAAUGGCAAGAACAAAUCUAAAACUCCUGAAAUAUAUCUUGCAUACAGAAACUUCAUGAUUGACACCUACAGAUUAAAUCCCACGGAAUACCUGACCUCCACUGCUUGCCGCCGCAACCUUGCUGGUGACGUGUGUGCCGUGAUGCGGGUGCACGCCUUCCUGGAGCAGUGGGGGCUGAUCAAUUAUCAGGUUGAUGCAGAUGCCAGACCAACCCCAAUGGGCCCACCACCUACCUCUCACUUCCACGUCUUGGCUGACACGCCUGCUGGUCUUCAGUCCAUUAAUCCCCCCAAGGUCAAUCAACCUUCUGCCGCCAAACACAUAAUGGAUUUCGACAAGAAACCAACAGAUAAAAAGCCAGAGUUCAGCAUUGGAACAGAUUUUGGACUGAAGCUUGAUCAGUAUUCCAAAAAGACAGGAGCCCUCAAGAACAAGUCUGCUGCGAGCCAAGCAAGGGAAUGGACGGAGCAGGAGACAUUGCUGUUGCUGGAAGCGCUAGAGAUGUACAAAGAUGACUGGAAUAAGGUGUGUGAGCAUGUGGGCACCAGAACACAAGAUGAGUGCAUCCUUCAGUUCCUCCGCCUCCCCAUUGAGGAUCCCUACUUAGAAGACUCCGAGGUAGGUUCCGGGGCCUCUGGAGCAGCUCUUGGACCACUGGCGUACCAACCUAUUCCGUUCAGCAAGUCUGGCAAUCCAAUUAUGUCCACCGUAGCAUUCCUGGCAUCUGUGGUUGAUCCUCGCAUAGCUGCCUCUGCUGCAAAGGCUGCUAUGGACGAAUUUUGCCGCAUCAAGGAUGAAGUUCCAUCUGCUCUGCUUGAUUCUCACAUAAAGAAUGUUGCUGACCAUGCUGCAUCAAAUGAAGGGAAAGUGGAUCCAACUGCUGGGUUAGGCAAGUCAGGUAUUGCUGGAACAGAACCAGAAGGUGAAGAGAAGAAAGAGGGCGAGACAGAAACUGAUAAGGAGAAGAAAGAAGAGGCUGCCAAAAAGGAUGGAGAAAAGAAGGAAGAAGAGAAAAAGGAAGGUGAACCUGAGAAAGAAAAGAAAGAGGAAGCCAUGGAGGUUGACAAACCUGAAGAAAAGAAAACUACUUCUACAGAAGAAAAGAAAGAGAAAGAGAAGGAGAAGAAGGAAGAGAAAGAGAAAGAAAAAGAGGAGAAGAAGGAGAAGGAGAAAGAGAAAGAGGAUGAGGAAGAAGAAAAGAAAGAGGAAAAAGAAGAAACAAAAGAAGAGAAAAAAGAAGAAAUCAGUCCAGAAGAGAAAAAGUUGGACGCCGAGCGUGAGAGGCUACGUAAAGAUGCAUCUGUUCAACAGGCAGCCAGUGCUGCUCUUGGCUCGGCUGCAGUUAAGGCCAAACACCUUGCUGCUGUAGAGGAGAGGAAAAUUAAAUCUCUUGUAGCACUACUUGUAGAAACUCAAAUGAAGAAGCUGGAAAUAAAAUUGCGACACUUUGAAGAGUUGGAAACCAUCAUGGAUCGGGAAAGAGAAAGUCUUGAGCUGCAGCGCCAGCAGCUGCUGCAGGAGCGCCAGCAGUUCCACUUGGAGCAGCUGAAGGCAGCAGAGAUGAGGGCACGCCAACAUGCCCUGCAUCAGCUAACGCAAGGUGCAAGUCCAGCCCACUCCCCUGCCCCAGCCAUGGCCCAGGUUCAUCAGUAGCAUUCCAGAGGAAGACAAAAUAACUCAUGAAAACUGACACUGGCAGCUGUUUUGCAGAUGCUGGGAUUGGAAAGAGAUCAUCUAGACUAGACUUAAGAAUUGGUGUUCGACAUUCAUUUCCAACAUAAUUAGUAUGUAGAGGUAGUACCAUUUUUCUUGGCCAGUUCACUCACAAAUCAGUCACAUCAGUGUACUCAACUUACUUUAAAAAGCAAGGAGUAACAUUCUGUAAGACACAGACAAAAUAUAUACAUGACCUGACCAAGGAAGAAAAUCAUGCCCUUUGGAUUUAGUCAAGACAUAUGAUAUUUGUACAGUUUUUUUAAAUAACCAUGAAUUCAAACAAAAAGAGAUGCUUCAGUUCUUUUAUGUCUUGCCCUCCACAGUCAAUCUAAACUAAUAUCAAGACUUAUGGCACAAUAUUCAUCCGAAUCUAUUCAUGCCCAUCACUAUUUGUAGCUUCAUGUCCAUUUCUGAACAUUAAGAUUGACCGUGUGAGGGAGGGACCGUGGGAAAGAGGGAGGCAGGCAGGGAAGGGGGUUGUAGACAGAACUGUCUACUGGACGGGAAUAUGCUGGUUACAAAGUACUGUACCUUUUGAAAUAUUUCUUAAGGUGAUGUUAGUCUUCAUAAGAUUGUAGAAUUUCUGUACACCAGCAGUAUAAUUUUUCAGUAUGAUGUUACAUAGUAAUUUAAUAAAAAUGAUAAAGCGAC
Eriocheir sinensis (Chinese mitten crab) is the source of this 3699-nucleotide messenger RNA. RefSeq names its product SWI/SNF complex subunit SMARCC2-like (gene mor). Lineage: Eukaryota; Metazoa; Arthropoda; Malacostraca; Decapoda; Varunidae. Gene Ontology annotation, biological process: positive regulation of DNA-templated transcription. The transcript has 13 exons. Gene Ontology annotation, cellular component: SWI/SNF complex. Gene Ontology annotation, molecular function: DNA binding; histone binding. The record is from RefSeq and is a predicted model, not a curated record. The coding region runs from base 55 to 2985 and encodes 976 amino acids.